Drosophila kikkawai is the source of this 1845-nucleotide messenger RNA. The record is from RefSeq and is a predicted model, not a curated record. Lineage: Eukaryota; Metazoa; Arthropoda; Insecta; Diptera; Drosophilidae.
AUGGAGAUAUGCCCGGUCUCGGAGCAGGAGAUCCUAGUGUCAGCGAGGACGCUCAAAAACAAGAAGGCGCCUGGCCCUGAUUCAAUCCCUAACAGGGCGACCAAACUGCUGCUCACACUGCACGCCAAAGCGAUCGCCGAUUUGUUCAACAAGUGCCUGGCGGAAGGCUCGUUCCCAGUGAGAUGGAAGCGCCAGAAGCUUCUUCUCCCCGAAACCGGGAAGCCAGCGGGCGAGGCAUCUUCGUACAGACCCAUCUGUCUGCUGGAUACGAUUGGGAAGGUAUUUGAGAAGAUGAUCGUUUUAAGGCUGGAGGCAGCGAUAGAGCGCGCUGGCGCCAAGGAAUACUGCCUGGUUGUUACUCUUGACAUCCGGAACGCAUUCAACUCUGCGGACUGGAGGCGGACACUGGAGGCUCUGGAAGCCUUCAGCAUCCCGGGCUACCUGCUGAGGAUAGUCCGCAGCUACCUCAGCGAGAGGAGUCUCAUCGUGGACACGUCCCAGGGUACCAGAACGCACGAGGUCUCAGCCGGAGUCCCGCAGGGCUCCGUUCUGGGACCGCUGCUCUGGAACACGAUGUAUAACGGGGUGCUAAACCUCCCGCUAUCCUCGAACACCACUAUCGUUGGCUUUGCCGACGACGUGGCGCUGGUGGUAGUGGCGAAGGAGCUGGCAGAUGCGGAGAUGGCGGCAAAUAGCGCAAUCCGUGCGGUCGAGUCCUGGCUUGCAGUCGCCGGCCUCGAACUGGCCUCGCACAAGACCGAGGCAGUCCUGAUCUCCAGCAGGGAAGCGAGUGGAAACGGCGGAGAUCCGGCCCCAGCCUGGGCGGAGGCUGUGAAAGUCAGGAGCUAUGUGAGGGGUGUAGAAGGGGUGUACCGCCUAUGCGCUCUAAGAGUAGCGUGCGCCUUCCGGACUGUCUCCGACGACGCGGCCCUAGUCAUAGCGGGGCAGGUGCCGAUAUGUGAGCUGGUUCGAGAAGCCCAGGAAGCCCGCCUCUCACGCGAGCCGGGAAACUCUUCGGCGAGGCGCGAGGCCAGGAGCAGCGCCAGAAGCAGUAGUAUCGCCCGGUGGCAGUCCCGGUGGGACAGUUCCACAAAGGGCCGUUGGACUCACCGCUUGAUCCCUGAUAUCCAAAGCUGGAUCACCCGAAAGCACGGCGAGGUAGACUUCUACCUGACACAGGCGCUCAGACCACUGCCCGGAAUGCGGGACCGGUGUCGAAGAGAACGCGCAAUCCACGUUCUUUUCGAAUGCCAUCGUUUUCACCACGAGCGGCUGGCACUGGAGGAAGUUGUGGGCGCUGCCAUCGGAGCUGACAAUCUGGUCCCCACUAUGCUUGGCAGCCAGAAGGCCUGGGACGCGACUGCCACUUUUGUGGCAAGCGUCAUGAAAACGCUGAGAACUCUGGAGACGGAGAGAAGGAUGCGUGCAGAAAGCGGCUGCAGCAAGUGGCAAGAGCUAAGGAACGCGUUCCAGGAGACUGAUGCCGUGAUCGUGAAUCAAGAAGGGUUUGCGGAAUCGAGCUAUGCCGUGAAAAAUUUCCAAUCGGAGUUCGAGGAGCGGUAUAUGGACGCCUAUUGCGCCAUCGCAGAGGAUUUGGAUAAACUGGGAUCCGAGACUCCUAAGCUGCAGCCACUGCCAAAUGGAGCAGCUGAUCCGAAGGUGCGACUGAACAUGCCACAGAUGUCAGUUCCCAAGUUUUCCGGCUGCAAAAAAGAUGAUACGGAUUCAAUACGGUCGAUGCUGAGCACGGUCAAUGUCUGCCUGGCUGCGUUCCGCCCCGUCCAAGCCUUGGGCGGGGAACGGCAGCACUGGUUGGCGCAUUACAUAGCAUCGAAGUUGCCCUAG